AAAAAUAGUAACUAAAUGAAAGGUAGCGGCACAGAUAAACACACUGAAGUCAUCACCAUAUUUGUUUUAUCAGAAACUCUUUUCACGAGGACUUUGGAGAAGUAGGUUUUUAGUUAAUUAUAAUCUUUUGGUUGCCUUUAUCCUGGUGUACGGAUCGUCGUUUUUGAAUACAAGAUGGAGACUAAUCAAGAGGUGAUAAAUGUUGAUGAAGCACAGCAGAAUGCGGCACUGGGGCAGUUCCUAGCAAUGCUUGGUGAAGAUAACAUGCCAUAUGGCUUUCAGAAUGAUAUUGCAGCUGUGGCGGAAGCAGGUAUCAUUGAAACUCCCAGUGUUCAAAACGAUGACGAUUGUUGCGACAUGGUCUUAGCCAUGAGUCCACCAGAUCUAAGUCAACAGCAAAUGGCAAGUCAAAUAGAAAUGUCUGUACACCUUGAGGUCCUUCAGAACAUGCUGAAACAAGCAGAAGUUGAAAUGCAAAGUUCGCCGACUUAUCCAGCUCAAAGCAUGGACGCCAUGUAUCUACAACCAUCUGCCCAAUCACCACACAUGUACGAAGCACAAAACCACCAAGAUUUUUCCAAUUUAUUACAAGAAGAAAUGCCACAAGCAGUUCCCGUCCAGAAUCCGUCAGCCAUGAUAUCUGGUGUCGUACCAGUCAACAACAUGAUCGGCACUAUUGAUCAAUCACAGCUCCAGGAUAUUUCAUCGGAGCAACCUAUGACCGUUGACCCGGUCGUUCCUCAACAAGAAAAUGAACCUCAGGAAAGUUCACCCCCGGCAAGGGCAGACCUCAAGAAGGACAAGGAAGGUCAUGCGUCAAAUAAAGAGGAAGUUCCAGCACUACCUGAUUACCGGGAACUGUUGAUUCGAAUCCGUUACCGAUCUCAAGAGGUCGUCAGAGAACACAUCAAGAACCCACAUGGCUGUCUCGUCUACUACAAUAAACCAUGGCAGUUCAAUACUGACGGCGCUUUCCCCGCAGGAGUGGAGUUCCCAAAUAUUACAGACGAUCAGCGAACGGAAAUGACUGAUAGUCAGUACAAGUUUACAGACCAUGUCUUGCAGGCUCUGGAGAAGGGUUUGCUACUGCAAUGUGAUGACUAUGGUAACAUCUACGCAACACGUUACUGCCGGAGUAAAAUCUUUUGGUGCAGUACAGAGAAAGGCCCGAUUGCCGACUCUCAAAUGUCCAAUCUUACUCUUCAGAAGCUGGAACGAAACCAACCGGUCAUGGUGUUUGAUAGCAGCCUGUUCCAGCAGCGCCUCCUGCACUACGUCGUCAACAAACCAACAUUUAAGCACGAGGCCGGGAAACUUCCGAAGAACAGACACAAAAUACCCGUUAGUCCGGCCGUAUUCUUUACUUUUGCGCAGUCGUGGAAUCCGAUGAACAGCGCCCUCAGUAGCUGCUUGGUGUCGAUGGUGGUGAACCCUGUACGAGCGAGAAUGCAGCGCCAGUGGGGCAACGAAGACAUGCAUGAAUCCUAUGAUAUUAGUAAUUACAGACUACAGAUCUCGAGUGAUAUGAUUGCAGCGUCAUCAGCAGGGAAAUGAAUAUAUGAACGAGUCUUAUGAUGUUAGUUAUAUAAGCCAUUUGCGUGUUAAAUUUGAAUACUGUCUGGUACAAUGACGUGCUUGAUCACAAGUUACCACUUAAAUUUGAAUACCUCAGACUAUCCAGACAGUUGCUAUGUCAGAUGAUUAAGGGCAAUCUUUAGCUUAGUUACUUAAGUGGACACCCAUACACAAUUCUGAAUGGAUGUGUAUGGCUCAAUGGUACCAGGGUUUGCUCUUUUUGAGGUUGCUAUACA
Asterias rubens (European starfish) is the source of this 1811-nucleotide messenger RNA. RefSeq lists its product as uncharacterized. Lineage: Eukaryota; Metazoa; Echinodermata; Asteroidea; Forcipulatida; Asteriidae. The coding region runs from base 175 to 1554 and encodes 459 amino acids. The record is from RefSeq and is a predicted model, not a curated record. Gene Ontology annotation, cellular component: nucleus. Gene Ontology annotation, biological process: regulation of transcription by RNA polymerase II; immune system process. Gene Ontology annotation, molecular function: RNA polymerase II cis-regulatory region sequence-specific DNA binding; protein binding; DNA-binding transcription factor activity, RNA polymerase II-specific. The transcript has 8 exons.